CCUACCUCCUAUUUUGGUAUGCAAUGUGGUGCCACCCACAUGAACUGGACCAGAGUAUAAAGAGCUGCUGCAGCAGCAGCCUCUUUACCUUCUGCCCAGCUCUGCUAUAGUGGACCAGAGGACAACUCAUCAUGAAGCUGCUCCUGUGUCUCUGCCUGGCUCUGGCUUUGGCAUUGGCUCAAGAUCCCCAUGGAAAAAAGAAAGAUCAUCAUGGACAAGCUGGGGAUCAACAUGGACACGGUGGGGACCACCAUGGACAUGGUGGGGACCACCACGGUGGAGCUUUAGAUCGUUGUAAAGGUAUUGAGAUGGACGCUGCAACAGAGAAUGAGGAGGGCAUCCCUUACUUUUUCAAGGGUCCACACUUAUACAAGGGCUUCAGUGGCAAAGCUGAGUUGGCUAAUUCAUCUUUUACUGAGUUGGACGACCAUCACCAUCUGGGCCACGUAGAUGCUGCCCUCCGUAUGCACUACAAAGAUGAUCCCACCCACCAUGACCACAUCUUCCUCUUUUUGGACAACAAAGUAUUUUCUUACUACCAACACAAGCUGGAGGUAGGGUAUCCCAAGGAAAUCUCCGAAGUCUUUCCUGGAAUCCCAAACCACCUGGAUGCUGCUGUGGAGUGUCCUAAUCCAGACUGUGAUGAGGACUCUGUCAUAUUCUUCAAGGGAGAUGACAUCUACCACUUUGGUAUUAAAAGCAAGAAAGUAGUGGAGAAAACAUUUGAGAACAUGCCCAACUGCACCGUGGCUUUCCGGUACUUGGGUCAYUAUUACUGCUUCCACGGCCACAAGUUCUCCAAGUUUGACCCAAAAACUGGUGAGGUCCAUGGGAAAUACCCCAAAGAGAUUCGUGGCUACUUCGUGAGGUGCCCAAAGUUUGGUGAUGACAGUAAUCAUCUGGACAGAGAGCGCUGCAGCCAUGUUCACCUGGACGCCAUCACGUCUGAUGAUGCUGGUAACAUUUACGCCUUCAGAGAAAAACACAUAUAUGACGUGGAUCUGUCGGUCAAACCUCGUGUUGCAGCCAAUCAGCGUCCGCUGUCCCACCUGAAGAAGGUGGACGCCGCCAUGUGUGGUCCUGCAGGAGUCACCGCGAUCGUAGGGAACCACUUCUAUCGCUAUCAGAGCACCAUGAUCUUUGUCGCUGGCAGGAUUCUGCCCCUGCAGGAGAGGGUGUCCAAGGACCUGCUGGGCUGUGAUCACUGAGCAGCUGGUUAGGACUGAAGGGAUGGUGCAGGGUGUCACCAACAACACAAACAUCUGGCAGGAGGCCACUACAACACGCUUCAUGCAGCACUUCCUUCUGCAUCUUCUUACCUCAAACAUGAAUCUCUUAUUUCCUUUAGAAGGAUGCUGUUUUUGAUUUACACUCUGUGGUCCUCUGUGUGCCGCCAGGAAGUUCAACUGUCAUAAGGUGGUUUUACUGUGUAGUGUUGUUGUGAAUAAAGGUGUGAGGCAACUAA
Molecule: messenger RNA, 1465 nt
Organism: Austrofundulus limnaeus
Lineage: Eukaryota; Metazoa; Chordata; Actinopteri; Cyprinodontiformes; Rivulidae
Gene: hpxa
Product: hemopexin a
Source: RefSeq, a predicted model, not a curated record